Messenger RNA from Fusarium mangiferae, 5982 nucleotides. RefSeq lists its product as uncharacterized. Bases 1 to 5982 code for a protein of 1993 amino acids. Gene Ontology annotation, molecular function: protein binding. The record is from RefSeq and is a predicted model, not a curated record. NCBI's taxonomy places the organism in Eukaryota, Fungi, Ascomycota, Sordariomycetes, Hypocreales, Nectriaceae. The transcript has 6 exons.
AUGCACACUAAGAACUCACUCCGUCUUUCAUUUUCUCUCCUACUCUUAUUGGCCGCAGAGACAGUUGCCGAUGACGAUGAUACUGAUUUUCUUAUUAAUGUCUUCUCUGAUCUUGGCCCUGUCCUCGCAUUAUUCGGCGAACAAUUUGCUCGACAAUUCCUAAGUGAGACCUUUACCUGGUACGAUCAUGUGAUCUUCGCGUGCGUUCCUUUGGGCAUCAUGACAGCGAUUGCCGGUGCCAUUCGGGUCCAAGGCCAUACGUUUCUCAAGGCCUUCAUCGGUCGUGCUCGUGAGAACAAAGCAGCUGCAGAGAUUGAGUACAUGUCUUCCACUUCAGCCGAAGUCGGUGAACUCUUCAAUGGAAAGGGCAUCGUGCGAACAAUGGGAGAGCCCGAAAUUGCGCAGUUUAUCGUAUUCCCUGAUGAACUCUUGAGGGAGAAGAAGGGUGCACAAAAGCAAUCAUACGGCAUACACACCCUCAAGUCCGCAUCUCAAGAAGGCAUUCUAUCCAAGGAAGGCUAUUGCGAUGAACUUGAUCUAGCAGCACAAAAUUGGUUAAAGUCAUUCAAGGGUACAGUGACUCGUAAAAGGGAUAUUGAGCAAGCAGAAGACGAAUUUGGUCAUCCUAUCUCAGAAAUUGGCAGAGCAAACCCAUUAGAAAAGAACGAUAGGUUUCCCAAGUAUUGGGAAUCCCUGAAAUUUCCUAAUCUACAGCUGAACAUUGCAACCGAAAAGAUAUCACCAAGAAGGAGAAGUAUUGAACUACACUUGGCCGCCAUUGUUGCAGUCAUUCUCCAGGCCUCCCUUCUUGUUAUAGCUGGUGUCGUCCCUUACCGUGCUCAUGGCUACGAGACUCAACCUUGGGGGAUUCCCUGCUACAUCGGCGGCUCAGUCCUUCUUUUCAUUGGUAUGCUUGCAUGCUCUGUUGCCAUUGAGCGAAGCACCAAGGAGUUCAAAUGGCGGCCGAGCUCAGGCAUCACUAAUAAGACGCAAAACUCCUCUGAAGUCCAGCGUCAGUCCAUGGAUUUGUUUUGGGUACAGCGGAAGCAGCGAGUCAGUGACCAAGACUUCGAUUCUUAUGUGAUCUCUUCCCGAAAUAAGCAAUUUAUAUCAACUUCUAGUCGACAAGAAGAUGUGCUCUCGGGAAAGAACAACAAAGGAAACAAAGGAUGUAGGCGAAUUGAGAUCGGUCAGAUUGAUGACAACGCAUCGAAGAAUAUUCCACAAGCGAACAAACCAGCCCGAUCUGCUGAAGAUAGGGGAUUGGAGUCAGACUUUCUGGCAGUAACUGCGAUAUUGGCUGGUGGCGCCGGUUUCACAAUCCAGUUCAUUGGCCUCAGGGGACUGCCAUGGCCUUGCGCUGUUGCUCAGCUUGGCGCCAUCAUCGCUAUGGCUAUCAUCAGAGCCCUAGUUCGUCGAAGACUCGGAGACGAUCCAAGCUAUUGCCAUGCCCCUUCUCGGUAUGAGCUAGACCUCCUUGCUACUCAACUCGUCGACUACUCAAGGACACGGCUGCGUAAUCAGCCACUGAGGCCCUCACAGAAAGACUGGACAUGGCGAGUCGAUACGGCAAAACAUCGACUACAGAGUAUAUACUGGUUCCGUAUUGGAAACUGUCUAAAUCCAAGUGCCUCUGGUUCGAAUCACGAGGAUUCUGCAUUUUCACAGCCCGACCAAUCGAACGAGGCCCAGCAGAUCAUGCUUGUUCGAAAGCGACUAGGAGAUCUAGUUCGGUGGGAGACGGAGGCAUUCAAGCCAGCUCUGGCAUUAGCUCGUUCCAUCGAGCGAUUUUUGGACGAGUUUAUGCCCGUUGCAGACCAGAACCUCGUAGAAUGGAAAGUCCCUAUGAGAGACUCAAAGGCAAACCGUUCUGCUGUGACACUUGCAGUCACUAAGAAGGGCUCCAGUGGCUGGCAGAUCAAAGUUGGCGAAGUUGAAGCCAUCUUGUCACUAUGGAUGGCUCACCUGGAAGCGACCAAAGUUGCACAAACGAAAGAUAGAGAAAAGUCUGAUUGGCAAAGAUCCAAAGCUGGUACAGCACUGGGAGUUGACUAUUGCAGGAUCCUCGGACCAAAUGACCAACGCGGUGUCUUGGAGCGAGAUAUCAAGUGGUGGGUGGGCAAUUCUGCUCUGACCGAAAUCCAUAUGGCUAAAAGAAUGGACGAGGAAGUGACUGGCCCUAGGUAUCGAACUUGCGAGGCUUCAUAUCAUUGUAAGGAUCCAGGACAUGAUGAUGUUAAGAUGGUUAUAGGUUUUAUGGGGCCACUCAAGCCUGAGAAUAAUCACAAGUUACUCGUGCAGCACUCUACAGCUGGGUUGGCCACCAUUGCUGCGCAGCACCUUUUUACGAGUUUCCUAUGGACCAUUGUUGAUCUGGAACAACUCCCAAAAGAUUUCCUCGACCAAGGCUCCAUAAACAUCCAUGAAUAUGUCAGUAUUCAGCCACCCAAGCCAUUAGAUCUGGAAUCAACCAAACUUGGCAUAAGUCGAAAGCUGAGUCAUACCAAACUGACCAGAUUCGCUCUUCAUGCCGAGAAAGAGGGUCUUGGAGUACUGGAUGACAUUCUUUUGUGCCUCAUCCCCAUCUUCAGCCUGAAAGAUGUUCUUCCCAACGACGCUGUGCUGAAGCUUGACUUGCCUGGCCUAGGUGGGCAAAUUGUGUGGGCAAAAGACGCAUCGAUUUACUUGGCGUUCCUCAAGUUCAUAACUAAGGAUUCUGAGUGCAAUUUCUACGACUACCUUUCUUUGGCAACUGUAGUCCAUGCACUAGACUACAUCUACCUUAUGGCCCUCAACAGUGAAAAUAUGGCGUAUGGUAAGGCGUUGUCUCGAGAGAAUGAUACGGUCGCCGAGUCCCAUUCGAAUAGUCACAGUGCGGACUGCAAGCCUCUGAACCGACAGUCUUCUGGCGACUUGCGAAAGCUAAUAGAACAUCUCUCUCUAUUCUUCCCUGACGCGAUCAAGAAACUCCUGGUGUUUUACAAGCUACAGGGGCGUGAAGACUGUUUCUAUGAGCUUGACAGCUACUGUGAAAAGGCAACGCAGAUUGGACCCCAUGGGGCUGGAAACGGCAACGAAACCUUGAUGAGACAAAUAAGGUUCACUACACUCCAUUGUCAGGCUUCUAACAUAAUCCCUACCAAUCUAGGGUUGUUUCAAGGUAUAACCCCCAAUGUUACUAAAUCACAGAGAGACUUUAUGCUUACUAGAACUGUAGGGAAAGACUGGAGAAAGCGAGACAUCUUUGGCUGGACAGCUCUGCAUUAUGCUGCCUCUUGCAAAGAGUUUGAAUUUUUCGACGAGCGCCAGCAUCCCGUCGUGCCUAACAAUCAUCUUCCUGGUUAUCUCAAAGCCCUGCUACAGCAUGAUCACCCACAGACCUGGUGGCUCGACAAUUUUGGCAGAAGCCCAGUUCAUGUGGCUUCACUUACUGGAAAUCACAGCUUCUUGGAGAAGCUAUUAGGAAGCUUGUUAGUGAAAGAAUUGAGAUCCAGCUUGGAAGCGAAAGGAUCAGACGGUAUGACUCCCAUGCACCUUGCAAUGCUGGGAGGUCAUGCAAAGUGUAUUGCGGUCAUCAAAAAAGCUAUCAACCUACAGGAACUUGAAUUGCCGAUGGACGCUUGGAAACGGAAUCCAAUUCAUCUCGCUGUUGCCAAGGGCGAAUAUGGAUGCUGUAAGGAGCUGAUUUGCGACGAAAGUCUUAACUUCACACCAUAUGCUCUCGAUAUUCAUGGGAGAUCUCUCUUCUCGUACCUUGACGAAGCAAAUGGAGAACAAAGAUCAGUUGGGUGCCUGCUUCUCAAGGUUCACUCAAAACUCUUUAACAACAAAGACAACGAAGGUCAGUCUGUUUGGCACUAUGGGAUCAAGUUUUUGGGUGAAGAGGCAAUCGAUAUUUUGCAAGACCAGCAUCUAUCAACCAUCAACGCCAGCAAUAAUUCUGGCCAAACUCCUCUACAUCUGGCAAUCCAACUUCAGAGCCAACGGAUUUUCAAUCGUUUACUGAAAAUCGGCGCUGAACCGGGCGUCAAUGAUGCUGGAGAUCAGUCUCCGUUGAUGUUUGCUUGCUCCCGUGGCGAAGCGAAAAUGGUCAGGACCAUGCUCGACAUUAAAAGGAAAACCGCAAGAGACAAGGACAAAGAUGGGAAGUCUUCGUUGCACUAUGCGAUUGAGUGCAAAAGCUGCAACGACGAAGAUCGAGAAAAGAUUGUCAAGUCGCUUGUGUCAGCCAUGAAAGGAAUCGACGUAGAGGAUAAACAGGGCUGUACGCCACUACAUCUUGCGUGUCAAAGCUCCAAGAGUUCGAUAGUUUCUAUUCUUAUGGAGAAGGGAGCUAAUCCGGAUUCAAAGGAUGAUAAAGGAAAUAAUGCCCUUCAUUAUACAGUAGGGCUUUGGCCGCAACCUGGUGUUGCAACGUCCACUUGGAGAGAAGAAAUUGCUGAAAAGGUUUUGAAGAGGUCACCUGCAUGCAUCAGGGACCAAAACGAAAAUGGACAUACAGCACUCUUUUUGGCGCUUUUACGAAACGAGGAAGAUGCUAGUAUCUUUCUACUACAGAAUAACGCUGACCCUCAAGUCAUAAGCGACAAGGAGCCUGUAUCCCCGUUUAUGUGGGCAUGUCAGCAUGGCGGGCCAUUGAGCUUCAUUUCAAUGGUCAUGCUGAUGGCUGGACAGCAAAAUAGUAACAUUGAUCUCAACCAAGGUGAUGCAGUAUUUAAUCAGUCAGCCCUUGCAUGGGCGUGCGAAGGGAAUAGGACCGAGGUCGUCAAGAUGUUGCUCGAGACUAGCAAUUCAGCCCAAUUUGAAGACAAGCUCGACCUCAACAAACGAGCAACAGGGUACAGAAACGCAACACCACUUCACCACGCACUCAUUGAAAAGAACCAUGAUAUUCUGAAACUGCUGCUUGAUGAUCCUAGGAUCAUGCGUGGGUUGGGUGCGACCGAUUGCGAUGGCCUCAAUCUCUUAGAGUUCGCUUUCGAGAGAUCGGAUCAGAGAUGCCUCACCACAUUGCUGUUACACCAUCACACAAAAUCGGCAGUGUUCUUCAUGGACGGCUGGGAAAUUAUCAUCCAGAAACAUGCAUCUUUGGUCAGCAACCUCGAACUCUGGGACGAAUGGGAGCGCGGCAUUCUUGACCCUCAACGCGAGGUGCUGUUUCCUAUUCACAAGCUGGCCGAAGCUGGUCGACAAGAGAUGAUUGAGUCACUUCUCCAUAGUGGCAUGAACGUCCAUGGAAUGGACGAAGACAACUGGACACCCGCCGAUGUCGCUGCCAGUUACCAUCAUAAGGAACUCGAGGAGCUUCUUCGCAAAGACGAUCCCAACAGAGAUCUGGCUAUACACAAGUACUCUCAGCCGUCAGCCUUCAUUAACGUUUAUCAGGGACCAGAACUUACGACAUCGCCUACAGACGAGCCAUCGCUGUCUUUCGUCUUGGGCGUGAAUGUUCCCCCUACUGCAGAAGGUAUGGGUAGCUAUCUUCGCACUCAAGAGGCGAUUCCUCCCGACUCGAAAUGUUUUUACUAUGAAAUAGAAGUCCUUCAUGUCAGCAAUGAGACAUGUUGUGUCUUUGGCUUCUGUCAGGCUUUUGUUCCUCAGAGAUCGCUGCCUGGCUGGCAUGAGGGAUCGUGGGCCUAUCACGGAGAUGAUGGGGGAUUAUAUGUAGAAGAAGCAUGGCAUAUAAGUCGGGAAAGUGAUCAGACUUUCGAUAUAGGCGAUAUUGUAGGCUGUGGUAUGAACUUCGAAACUGGUAAGGGGUAUCGCACCAAGAAUGGAGUCCUGGUUGAUUCUUGCAAUGCGUUUGAUGGUCACAACUUCUCGAGGGGCAAAUUCUAUCCAUGCAUAGGAUUUGGCGCCAAUACGCAGGGAACUCAGAUGCAAAUUCGAGUUACGUUACGAGCUUCUGAGGAGUAUUCUUUUUGUUUCAAAGGACCAUACGAUGGACGGACUGCUGAACCAAGAACUCAGUCAUCGAAGUAG